Molecule: messenger RNA, 1784 nt
Organism: Paramormyrops kingsleyae
Lineage: Eukaryota; Metazoa; Chordata; Actinopteri; Osteoglossiformes; Mormyridae
Gene: bzw2
Product: basic leucine zipper and W2 domains 2
Cellular component (GO): membrane; cytoplasm
Molecular function (GO): protein binding
Source: RefSeq, a predicted model, not a curated record
CCACGGCUACGGAUUAUGCCUUCUGUAUAACACUCGAUGGGAAGGGCACGGUGGCGUACAUGAUUUGUGUCUGUCUGUGCAGCGGUCCUGCAACUUGUUACCUUGGGUCAACCUCAGCAAGGAGUUUUAUGAAUACCGGUAAGCAACAGAAGCCAGUGCUAACAGGCCAGAGGUUCAAGACCAGGAAAAGGGAUGAAAAAGAGAAAUUUGAGCCCACAGUGUUUCGAGAUACGAUCGUCGGGGGCCUCAACGAAGCAGGCGGGGACCUGGAUGCUGUAGCCAAGUUCUUGGACGCAACCGGUUCGAGACUUGACUACCGUCGAUAUGCCGACACGCUCUUUGACAUCCUCAUUGCCGGGAGCAUGCUUGCUCCCGGCGGCACUCGCAUUGACGACACUGACAAGAGCAAGGUGACAGAGCAUUGCGUGUUCAAUGCAGACGAGGACCACGCUGCUGUUCGUACCUAUGCUCAGGUAUUCAAUAAGCUGAUCAGGAGAUACAAAUAUCUAGAGAAGGCCUUUGAGGAGGAAAUCAAGAAGCUCCUGCUCUUCCUGAAGGCCUUCAGCGAGCCGGAGCAGACCAAGCUGGCCAUUCUGACAGGCAUCCUCCUGGCCAAUGGCACGCUUCCCCCUCCCAUCCUCACCAGCCUCUUCAGCGACAAUCUGGUUAAGGAAGGGAUCUCGGCAUCCUUUGCAGUAAAGAUGUUCAAAGCCUGGAUGGCUGAAAAAGAUGCCAAUGCUGUCACUUCUGCACUGAGAAAAUCCAACCUGGACAAGAAGCUUCUGGAGCUUUUCCCUGCCAACAAGCAGAAUGUGGAGCACUUCUCUAAGUACUUCACUGAGGCAGGUCUGAAGGAGCUUUCGGACUUCCUGCGUGUCCAGCAGUCCCUGGGGACCCGUAAGGAGCUGCAGAAAGAGCUGCAAGAGCGUCUGUCUCAGGACUGCCCCAUCCGCGAGAUAGUGCUGUACCUGAAGGAGGAGAUGAAGAGGAAUGAGCUCCAGGAGCAGGCCGUCAUUGGGCUGCUAUGGACAUGCUUGAUGAACGCAGUGGAGUGGAACAAGAAGGAGGAGCUGGUUACAGAGCAGGCCCUCAAGCACCUGAAGCACUACGCCCCCCUGCUGGCUGUGUUCAGCACCCAGGGUCAGUCUGAGCUGGUGCUACUGCAGAAAGUUCAGGAGUACUGCUACGAAAACAUCCACUUCAUGAAGUCCUUCUCCAAAAUUGUGGUGCUCUUCUACAAAGCUGAUGUUCUGAGUGAAGGAGCCAUCCUGAAGUGGUAUAAGGAUGCCCCAGCGGCCAAAGGAAAAAGCGUCUUCCUGGAGCAGAUGAAGAAGUUUGUGGAAUGGCUGCAGAAUGCAGAAGAGGAAUCUGAAUCAGAGGGAGAGGAUGACUAGCACCAGAGCCCAGAAGAAGGUGCUGUACACCAGCCAGCCUGUGCUUUGCUAGUCUUGGUAAUAGGGUUUUGGGCAGGAGCUGCGGAUUGUCAUUCUCUCUGUUCCCACCGAUGAGCAUGACACUCACCUUUGGGGCGUUUGUGUUUGAGUUUAGGGAUGCUGAAUAAUGGCACUUAGAAGUUUGCGUAGGCAAUCUUUUUAAAAACACACAGGGCUGUAAUGGUGAUUUCCUUUAACCAGCUAUUCAGGUACAGCAGAAGGGCCUUACUGUCUGUUGCAGGUUAUUUACACAUUUAUUACACAUUAAUGACUUGUACAUGUAAAAGUUCCUUUUUUGUGUGUUUGUUUUUAUGAAUAAAUGUUUUUUAUUUAUUAAAAAUGUAGGAUGUU